Molecule: messenger RNA, 3629 nt
Organism: Mya arenaria
Lineage: Eukaryota; Metazoa; Mollusca; Bivalvia; Myida; Myidae
Exons: 3
Coding region: 155-1798 (547 amino acids)
Source: RefSeq, a predicted model, not a curated record
UAAAUUGGGAAACCAAAACACUUGUGUAAAAGAACAUUGUUAUGUAUGUAAACAAGGUAUUGAAAUGACCUCAGAUGUGUUAUCAAAUAGAGAGCAAUAUUAGUUUCCGAAGUGAUUCGUAAAUGAAGAAUAAAUCAGGAACAGACAUUUGAAAAUGGAGUCCACACAAUCUGCCACGAGUACUGUCUCUGAAAAGGCCACAAGUCUAAAGAUUAGGUACAGAGGAACACAGGCGGGUGGACAACAUGACAAUCAAUCAAUCUCUGAACAGCCUACCAAAUGCCCAACAUCCGCCCAAGGAUCGAAGAGUUCAGCGACAGCGGAGGUAAAACCUGUGACAUUUGAGGCAUUCCAAGACGUACCUUUUAGUCAACAUUCUACUUUUAUCAAUAAACCAAAGAAAAAUAAAAACCAGUUUGGACCUGGAAUGUCAAAGAGAGUACAGAAAGGCGGUAUAAGGCAAACUAUUUUCUCAAACGAUGGCAAAGACAGACCUAAAGUUAAUUCGGCAUCAGAAAAUUCCGAAUCCAGGCGGGAAGACAAUGUUGAGUCUGGACCUAAUGUAUCGCACUCAGCACAACAAUCCUUAACAGCUGUUACUCUCAUGUCACCAAAAGGCGAAAUGGACAGAGAUACAGUAGAUGUGCAAUUGCUCAGAGAGGGUGCUCAGUUCGAAGAAGGAAGACAUCUCCAAGCAACAGUAAAAAGCAAAACAUGUGUAAAUGACAAUAACUCAAUGAUGAGUCACCCGCGCACAAAUACGAAAGGACAACUAAUGGGCGACCUUACAUCUAAUGGCAGCACAGCAGCACCCAUUUCCUUGGAAACAGGUGACCAUAAUGCAACGAAUUCAGCACGUUCCUCAGAAUUUUGUUCUCUUCUUUCCCCAUCGGUCGAACUAGAUGGAGGGACAUUAGAGGUGCAAGAACUCAGAGAGCAUGUUCUGUUAGAAGAGACAGAACCUGAACAGGUCAGAGAAGAGAACAUCAAUUCUGAAAAGCACGAAAAUAAACUGAUGCUUCAGAAGCAGACUAUUACCGGAGUUCAAUCGAAAGAAGACCUGGCACCUGAUGACAGUGCAACUACAUCCGUUUCUUUGGAACCAGAUGCCAGUGCUUCUUAUAAACUAAAUUCAGAAGAAGAAAUAACUCAAAUCCAUGUUAGAAACAUUGUAGCAGAUGAAUCUCUAGAGAUGUUGAUGAUUUUUCAAUCAGAGGCACAAGCAAUCACUGAUAAGCAGUUGACAAAGAUCAGCUCUGCUACUGCUGACCUUUGCAUUCAGGAUAAGCAGCAUUUAAGAUCGUCUACGGGUGACAUGGGAUCAUGUGAAGGAAAGAAAGACUUUGUGAUUCUUCAUGCAGAUUGCGAUACAGAACGUACACACGAUUACAAGGAACACCUAGAGGAUAUAACCAGAGAUCCAAACAUCCGCCCACCGCUGUCUGUUGAUUUGUACAGCAGCAUCGAUGUAAAUAAACCAGGACUACAAGGACUAGAGAAAUUGUACGACACUUACAGAAAUAUUCUUGUUUUUGUGACACGUGCAUUUGAAUCCGAUUAUUACGCUAAAUUUCAGAAUGAAAUUGUUCAGACUUUCGGUUUACAAAGUGGUCCUGAGUGCGCAUACCGGGUGCUGCCAGUUUGGCGAGAGUACGAAAAAAAGCAUAGUACGAUAACUGCUUUAAAGUGUCUUCUAGGAUUUCCGUACGUAUGGUUUGCUGGUAAACCAGCAAUGAAGAGAAUUUAUAUCGACAUUGUGAAAACCACUGUUGUAAAGUCAAGACGAGAGAUCCCAUAGACUGAAAUCUUAAAAAAAACGUUUUGUCAUAGUAUGUAUAUAACACAAAUGUGCCUUACAUUAUUACAAACCGGUGUUUGAAAUCGUCUUAAGUUUGAUAUCAUAUGCAAGGCAACUAAAAAUUCUUCCAGAAAAGGAAAUCAUAUAAAGCGAACACAAAUGGGCACUAUCCAUCCUUGCAGCACAAUUGCAGUUUAUUUAAUGAUGUAUGGUUCAACCUAAGCAGGGGCGUACCUGAAGCAUUUAAAACUGUACGCAUGUAAACCUGAAUGAGGUGACAGCAUGUGAAGGGUUUCUUUAUUUUUCGGUCUGCAUAUGUUAUAUGGGGUGAGAGCAGGCUGGUAGGAUUGUUUUUUAAAGAAUACAUUUAUAAAGGAACCGUAUUCAAACAUUCAUGAAGUCGUAUAACAAACAACUUUAACCAGUGAACAGCAGUGGUUUUUUGGUGCAAUCUACUGCCUUCUAAAGGCUGUUUCCCCUUGUACAUUUUUCCCAAAUAAUGAUAUUUUUUACCCCAAUUUGAUAAAUGCAGAUUAUGUAAAUGAAUAAAAUAGCAGUAAAUUUCUUGAAAGAUAAACAAAAUCUUUCACAGCAUAAGGUAUGCAUUUAAAGGUGAAAACAUGAAUAUUUGCCAUUAUAUCUGCUAUUUCGUUCAGAUUUGGUAUUUUUCCCAAUUUCGACUUUUGCAAGGCACAAACGGUAAAAAUAUUUCCCCAAAAAUAUCACUGAACAGGAACAUGUAUAUACAGUAUACACGCACUAAGUCUUCAUUUUGGCGCCUGAAAUGGACUAUUUAAGCACUUGCAAGCCCUUUCGAUGAAUUAUAAAAUAAUGCGUACGCCCGGUCGUACUGUAGUAUGCAUAGGAACGCCCCUGCUAAACUCAGUAUAAUUAUUUUAAUUAUUUGAUCAAAUAUGUGGUUUCUGCUUGCUUUUGAACUCGUUGUGCCAUAAUUCUACAGAUAUGACAUUAAAACCCAAAGAAAGAGCGUUAAAAGUUGUGGUGGUCAUUUUUGUACGCUAAAACAUGUUAGAUCAACAGGAAAGGGAAACAAGAAAUAAACUUAAACAUACUAAAAAUCCUCAAGAAGUAUCUAUCGAAUUCUCUAAAAAUCCUGUUUAUUCUAAAACUUCUAAGCAUUAAAUAAUUCGAAAUUUCUACAACAUUCUAAUCAAACCCUUAUGAAAACAUUAUAAAACAUUAUUGAGGGAAACCACAGUUUACUUUAAUAAAAUUAGGUUAACUAACAAUGAAACUAGAUUAUUAAACAAAUCUAAAAUACACAUACAUGUAAACGUAUGAUAAAAAAUUAAAAUAUUAUUCCCAUUUACAUCCUGUCUUGUCUUUCCCAAAUGUUAGAACUUGUACGUAACGGGCACACAAAACACACAACACUUCAGUGUUGAAUCAAAAAUUUAAUCACUGUUUUGACUUAUAUAUUAAUAAGGGGUUUAGGUUAAGAGUUAUGUAAGGGUGCUGAACACCGUUCGUUUUAGGUGCCCCCCUCUGCCGUCGUGGAAACUAAAGUGGGCACCCUUCUGCCCUCGUGGAAACUAGCAUUGGCACCCUUCUGCCCUCGUGGAAACUAGCGUGGGCACCCUUCUGCCCUCGUGGAAACUAGCAUGGGCACCCUUCUGCCCUCGUGGAAACUAGCAUGAGUACCCUUCUGUCCUCGUGAAAACUAGCAUGAGUACCCUUCUGCCCUCGUGGAAACUAGCAUGGGCACCCUUCUGCCCUCGUGGAAACUAGCAUGGGUCAAGACUGUCAAAUGUUUUUUGUUGUUGUUUUUUAUUCAGACUUAUGAUAUGAUUAUAAAUACAUACAAACUAAA